AUGCCUCUCGACACAUCCACAACAUAUCCCCUCACCAAGCUUCGCCUUGAUGGCCGUCGCUGGAAUGAGCUUCGACUGCUCCAGGCCCAGAUCUCCACGAACCCCGCCAGUUCGGGCUCAUCCUACUUGGCUAUGGGCAACACCGCGAUCCUGUGCUCCGUCCACGGUCCCGCAGAGGGACGUCGCGGUGAUGCCACAGGUGGUGCUGCGGGAUCAGCAGGUGCGGUAGUAGAGGUGGAUGUCAAUGUUGCAGGAUUUGCUGGAGUGGAUCGCAAGCGCAGAGCCGGCGGAAGUGACAAACAAUCUUCGCGCGUCGCAACGAUACUACGCUCUGCUUUCCAGUCGCAUCUUCAUACCCACCUCUACCCUCACAGUACGAUUAGCAUCCACGUCUCGGUUUUGUCGUCAGACGGUUCGCUCCUCGCCGCGGCGGUCAAUGCCUGUACGCUGGCGCUUGUGGAUGCCGGUAUUCCCAUGCCAGGUCUCCUCUGUGGGUGUACGUCAGGAAUGAGCGGCAGUGCGUCUACGCCGCGGGAUCCGAAUAAUGACACAUUGGAUCCGCUGCUGGACUUGUCUCUGCCGGAGGAGCAGGAGCUUCCGUUCCUUACGGUGGGAACGACGACGGCUGUACCGGUGGGAGAGGCGGCUAUGAUUAACGAAGACGAGGACGAGAUGAAGGUAGCAAUGCUGACGAUGGAUUCCAAGGUGCAUUGCACAUACGUUGAGACAAUGCUGGCGGUGGGAAUUGACGGGUGCAAGCAGAUCCGGGAGAUCUUGGAAGGCGUGAUCAAGAAGUCGGCACGCCGGUGA
This is a messenger RNA of Aspergillus tubingensis, 810 nucleotides long. Its product is annotated as exosome non-catalytic core subunit SKI6. Gene Ontology annotation, cellular component: cytoplasmic exosome (RNase complex); nuclear exosome (RNase complex); nucleolus. Lineage: Eukaryota; Fungi; Ascomycota; Eurotiomycetes; Eurotiales; Aspergillaceae. Gene Ontology annotation, biological process: rRNA catabolic process; U4 snRNA 3'-end processing; nuclear mRNA surveillance. The transcript is spliced from 2 exons. Bases 1 to 810 code for a protein of 269 amino acids. The record is from RefSeq and is a predicted model, not a curated record.